This is a messenger RNA of Lottia gigantea (owl limpet), 357 nucleotides long. RefSeq lists its product as hypothetical. The annotation marks the transcript as partial. Lineage: Eukaryota; Metazoa; Mollusca; Gastropoda; Lottiidae. The transcript has a single exon. The record is from RefSeq and is a predicted model, not a curated record.
ACUUUGUCAAAGUUCUUCCAUACAGAAACACGGAUUACUUUGUCAAAGUCCUUCCAUACAGAAUCAGUGAUUACUUUGUCAAAGUCCUUCCAUACAGAAACAGUGAUUACUUUGUCACAGUCCUUCCAUACAGAAACAGUGAUUACUUUGUCAAAGUCCUUCCAUACAGAAACAGUGAUUACUUUGUCAAAGUCCUUCCACACAGACACGGUGAUUACUUUGUCAAAGUCCUUCCACACAGAAACGGUGAUUACUUUGUCAAAGUCCUUCCAUACAGAAACAGUGAUUACUUUGUCAAAGUCCUUUUAUACAGAAUCAGUGAUUACUUUGUCAAAGUCCUUCCACACAGAACAGUGA